This is a messenger RNA of Thrips palmi, 6558 nucleotides long. RefSeq names its product peroxisomal targeting signal 1 receptor (gene Pex5). The record is from RefSeq and is a predicted model, not a curated record. Gene Ontology annotation, cellular component: cytosol; peroxisomal membrane. Lineage: Eukaryota; Metazoa; Arthropoda; Insecta; Thysanoptera; Thripidae. The transcript is spliced from 15 exons. Bases 368 to 2389 code for a protein of 673 amino acids. Gene Ontology annotation, biological process: protein import into peroxisome matrix, docking. Gene Ontology annotation, molecular function: protein binding.
AGGGCACGUCCCUCUUAGCCUAGCCCCCACCGUACAUGACAACAUUUUAGUGUCAUAUUUGUUUUGGCAAACGAAUUGUGCCUAUUCCUGCACAAUUGAACUCCUGACUACAUCUAUAAUAUACCUGCAUAUGACUUUCAGUUUGUGACGCUUAGUUUCCUGUCUGAUUUGUGCUCUUACGUUCGGCAAAACAACUGGGAUACACUCCUUCAUCAAUGUCAGAUAAGGAGCAUGAUUAAGCAGUCUGGAGUUUGUUUCAGAGUUACCUAGAAUCGAGAAUGGUUGUUAAGAGUUUCAAUUUUGAUUUUUGACUUGUCAUGCACACUAUUGAGGACAUCCAGCUGCUAUAGCAGCGGCUGCCUCAGCCAUGGCUCUACGUGAUUUAGUAGAAGCUGAGUGUGGGGGAUCUAAUUCGCUGGUUCGCUUAACAUCACAUUUCACAAGUGAUCACGCCCUAAAAGAUGAAGGACUUCGACACAGACCUUUUCCUCAUCAUGGAGAACCAUUUGGUGACUCUGAUCAACUUGUGCAGCAGUUUUUGGAAGAAACCCUGGGAGCAUCUCCCCAGACAUUUCGUAUGGACUCACUGCUCCAAGAGAUGCGAGAGAUGGAACAAAGUGGCCUUGCACCUCGACCUUCACCUGGAGUAGCUCAACUUGCAGUGGAUCCCAGCUGCAAUCCUCAUGAGUGGGCUCAGCAGUUCCUUGACGCUGGCAAACAUUUUGAAGAUGCGCCAGGCAGCUCCGGAAAUAUUUGGUCUGUUGAUGGAAGUAGCACCAGCAGUCUGCUCCCAAUUGGCGCAGAACGUGAUGGUGGCACUGGUGGAUUAUCUGAACUCGGCUUCGGCCCAAAGUGGGCUCAGGAUUAUCUCGAAUCUAACGAUUUGAAAGAAGGUGCUACUGCAGAGGAUCUAUCUCUUGUGGAUGCUGAAAAGUGGAUUGCUGAGCUGACCCAGAAAAAUGUUGGAACUGAUGAUGCUGAAGAUGUAACUGCAAGGCAAAAGGCAACAGAGCUUGUAAAUGCUGUUGACGAUGCCAAGUUUGCUAACUCAAAAUUCAUGAAGUUCAUGCGCCAAGUUGGCGAUGGUGAAGCUACUCUCAGCUCUGGGAAAGAAGAAAAUGCCUCUAGUGCACCAGGUGCUGGUGCUAUAGCAGGGGCUUGGGCCCGCGAAUUUGCUGAUAACUGGGCUGGAGAAGAUUUUGCAUCUGGUUCUGGGAAGUCAUCAUCUUGGGAGGAAGAAUUUGGCAAGAAAUUUGGUGCGGUCGGCCGGGAAAGUUCAGCUAAACUAGAAAGUGGCUCUGAAGGUGCAAUGGAUGAUGUGACAAAUCGAUUUUGGGAUAAACUUCAAGAACAGUGGAGUAAAAUGGAACAAGACCAUGACUGGCUAAGUGAAUUUAGCGACUAUUCGGAUCCAUUCAAGGCAUACAACGCAAAGGAGUACAAGUUUGAAACUACAAACCCGAUGCAAGAUAUUGAAGACCCAUUUGAAGAAGGAAAGCGACGUCUAGAACAGGGCGAUAUUCCUUCUGCUGUGCUCUGUUUUGAAUCAGCAUGCCAGGCAACUCCAGAAAAUUCUCUUGCUUGGCAAUAUUUAGGCACCUCUCAGGCUGAAAAUGAGCAGGAUCCACUUGCAAUAGCUGCAUUAAGAAAAUGUCUUGCUCUGGAUCCCAAAAACAUGACAGCACUUAUGGGUCUUGCUGUUAGCUUCACAAACGAAAACUACCAAAACCAGGCUUGCCAUGCACUCAAGGAGUGGCUGAAAGUAAACCCAAAAUAUAGUGACUUAAUAACUGACGAUUCAAGUAAUUUUUCCCGUACACUUGGAGCAAUUUCUUCUUUGAUGCCAGAUGGCAUUCACCAGAAUGUUCGUGACUUGUACAUCAAAGCAGCGAGAAGAAAUCCAUCUGGUACAAUUGAUCCAGAUGUCCAGUGUGGGUUGGGUGUACUUUUCAACCUGUCCUCAGAAUACAAUAAAGCUGUUGACUGUUUCAAAGCUGCACUGGAAGUUCGCCAAGAUGAUUUUCGAAUGUGGAACCGUCUUGGUGCUACAUUAGCUAAUGGUAAUCGCUCAGAAGAAGCAGUGGAUGCUUAUCACAAUGCACUGCAUCUUUUCCCUGGGUUUAUAAGAGCACGAUACAACCUUGGCAUCACUUGUGUCAACCUUGGAGCUCACAGGGAAGCUGCAGAGCACCUGCUCACAGCUCUUAACCAACAAUCCGCUGGCCGAGAUGCUAAGGGAGAGCGGGUUUCUCCCAUGAAUGCAGUCAUGUCUGAUUCAAUUUGGUCAACUCUUCGUCUUGUUCUUGGUCUUCUCGAUCGGCAAGACCUCUUCCCCAUAUUAGAAGCAAGGGAUGUGAAAAGGUUAAAUGAAGAAUUUGACAUGGAUUGAAAUUAAUUUAUUUUGAUUCUGUGCCUUUAGACAAGAAUUUGUAUAUAACUCUGACCACUUCACCAUAGCAAUACUCAUGGGAAUCGAUUGAAUUAAUCACAACCAAGACUCGUUGUGUCUAAUUUUUCUGACAUGGUGAACAGUAUUGGUAUACAAUUUGCAUCACAGUCGGUUGUUGUGUAAACUUACAGUGUGCAUAUUUGACCCAUUACUCUCAAAACUUGUCACCAAAUAUGAAUGUUGUUGGUUUAUUAUCCUUGAAUAUGUUUUAAGCAGGGCAUGAAGUUCAAUGAUGAACGAACAUAAAUACAAAUCAGAGGGUGACUAACUAGUAGGCAUACAACUCCUUAUUUAUUUUGCCUUAUCAUUGCAUGCCUUCAUAUUGGUAACAGGGUUGUCUUUGUUUUUGUUUGGCCUUCCUUGACUACUGGGUGCUUCACUAAUGGGUUCUAAAGAAACCAGAAUUCAAUUUAGCAUUGCCCGUGUUUCUGGGAUGGAUAUCAUUUUAAAACUAUGUUGCCACCCAGCAAACUGCCAAUAGUGUCAAUUGUUUUAAUUUCAUAUUCGCUUCAUUGUUUAUAUGUAGCUUCACAUUUACAAAGAACAUUGAUGUGAAUUUGACAGUCUGUACUUGGUCAUCCUCUGUAAACUUGAUCAUAUGGUGUAAGUGUUGUCCUUUUCCCCUUGUUUUGUAUGGUACUUGUUACUCAUAUAGUUAAGUUUUCUAUGAAGGAUAAGUACCUUGAAUCACUUUUCUGAUGCUCUCAGCCAAGAUGAAUCUGAAGGCUGCAUCAGUGUAGUGUGGCUCCAUGAUGUUCAAUUGAAUGGUGUGUUUUCCCCCCAACAUUUAUUUCUGAGAGUAUUUGUUGCAACGUACCAUUGUACGUAAACAAAUGAUUAAAAUUUCAAGGUCAUUGGUAACCAUCCUGAAUGGAAUUUUUAAAACUCUGGUGAAUUAGUUAAGCUAUGGUUAGGGUUUCCCAAACUUGUUGGUCUUUCUUUGUGUAUUCUGGCUGCAUAUUGGGCCUUUUCCUUACUUUAGCAAUAGCUUUUUUAAAAAUGAAAUUGAAAAUAUUUUUGAUACAAUUUGUUAAAUUUUGUGAAUAAAAGUGCAAGAAAAGUGCCUGUACAUAUAUGUAUGUGUGUAUAUAUACGUACGUUCAUAUAUUAAGACUUCCCUUCUUUUCAUAGGUAGGUAAUUAUCUUAUUAUCAACUACUUUUACAAUAAGGCUGCUCUUAUCACCUGAGUCAGAAUUGUUCUGUUCUUCAAAAUUGAAGUGGUAUUGGCAUUUUUGUUCUUUACAAGUGGCUGGUUACCAUUGCUCUUUAUGGUGAUAUCUUCUCUUCUAUGUAGGUCAGCCUAUACACUUUGUUUUACCUUGUCUUUCUUUACUUUGUCAUAGCAAUAUUUGUAGUUUUUGGUAGAUGUUUAAAGAAGCUGAGCCCUGAAAAUAUAACACGAAUGCUUGUUCUUUAAGUUAUGAAACAAAUGUGUUUUACACUGUUCUUCUGGAACUCACCUAGGAUGAGUUCUGUACAGCAUGUGUAUGUGGCAAAUUUGUUUUUUUUUUUGUUGUUUUUUUUAAAUACAUAAACAUACAUAUAUAUACAUGUAUAUGUAUUCAUAUAUUUACUUUCGUAUAGAUGGAUAGAUAGUUAUAGGUAUAUCUAUGUUAGAAUCUUGUAAUGAGUUAUUUUACAUUAAAGCUAUUCACCAUUAUUUUUACCAAAACGUGAAUAGCAGGGAGAAUUGGCACAUCUUUUAGGGAGGUGUAUGUAUUUGCCAAAUACAAUUCAAUUGAAGUUUAUGAGGAAAAGAAUUAUUGAUAAUUUAAUACAUCUUUGCAUUUUGCACAAGUGGUUUGAACUCCACGAACAAAACUUCACAAUACCAAGACUUCUUAUGAGAGUUAUGCCUGGAGCUAACAUCAACUUGUCAUACCAUGACUUUGCUCAUUUAGUCAUGUAAACUGGGAAUGUUGGGUCUCAUAAAUGGUAUUUUGGGUAUUCAAAUGAGAAGAUGAAUACUCAUCUGCCUUACGUUACUUAUGUAACCUCCCAAUUGUUAAUAUUCUUUAAUUUCAUGGAGUUACUGUCAUUGGAACUCACUAUAUAUCAGGGUCAAGGUCCAUUUUUUUUUCUUCUCAAUGUAUGAUUUUUUAUGUUUUCUUUUAUACUUGUUUCUAUAUGUAAUGAACAUGGCAUGCCUUUUCUCAUGAUCCAAUUUGUUUUUUUGUAUCGCAGUCUCAUCAAACAUAUGCUCAGCAGUACCAAUGAAUAAUUAAAAAAAGAAAAAAGCCUUUGUGCUUAAACAUGUACCUAAAUUUUUUUUGUGAAAGUAUAAAAUGUAUUUAGAUUGCAAGCACUUUGCAUUUCAACAGACGGAAUGAGGACUGUUUAUGUCCUCUCUGUUAUGUUGUCUUCAAAUGAGGAGUAUGGUUUUAAAAAAAUAUCCUGGAUGUCAGUCAGUUUACAAAAACUGAAGUCCUACAUUUGGUUUUGUUUUUCACAUUGAAGUGUCGAUGUGUCUUGAAAUCCCGUUUUAAGUCUUUUGUAUCUGUGGCUUUUUUUAACUGACAUGUAAUUUGGUAAAAGAUUUCUCUCUAUCUCGUUUUGAAUGUUCUUCUUAGUUCUAAGGAGUGAUGCUUAGUGAGAUAGUAUUUUCCAAUAAUUGACAGGUGUUUUAAUUGGUCAGGUUUCAAACAUGUGAACACUCUUGUAAAUGAUGAGGGGUAUUUUCUGUAGCCUUGGUUGGUGGUGGUUGGCUAUUUUCCAUGGCUGCCUUACGUAUUGGAGUUAGAGGUGUUGCCUUAAUUCCAUAUUAAUGUUUGUGAAAAAGGUGUCAUGUACGCGUUUUUGCCAGUUCAUACUUGUUUUAUAUUAAUAUUGUUACUGGUUUGACGAUACUGGAAUGUGAGUGGAGGUAAAGAGCAGAUCUAAUGAUGAGUUUGAACACUGGGUUUCAAACCAUUUCAUCCAAAAUGAAUGAGAUGACCUUAAAGUCUUGUGUUACCAACUUAUGGAGAUUUUCACCCGAGUUUUGUGGAUCUUCUUGUGUUUGAUGUAACUUUUUUAGAUUAAAUUUCAUAUUGAUCAACAAAGAAAGUAUUAGAUCUGCACAUUAUCUGAUUAAAAAACCUCAAUUGUUUCAUAUUUGUCCCUAUGAUUCAAUAUUUUCUCCUUUUGUAAGUGUGCUACUUGCUUUAAAACCUGUCAUAGGUGGAUCACACAUGUUCUUUUUUCCAUUGUUUGUUUUUGUUUCUUUGUUGUUAUUUCCAUUAUUUGGAGAACAAAAUUUUGUUGUUCAUUGAAAUUUAUGUGUAAUGGUCCCUUAGCAUAUCUUUAGAGCUUUCAAUUUUGUUUCAAGAUACCACUGCAAGCUGACUAAUCUAUAUUGUUGUAACAAGUAGCCAUUGAUCCACUAUUAGAUGCUUGUUAUGAAGAAUCUUAUGAAACUAAAUAUUGUCCUCUUGUCUUCUAAGACCUUUUCUAUGCCUUUGUUCUAGCAAACUUUUUUUCCUUUUUUUUUAAGUGAGCUAGGUACAGGGCAGAAUUUGCAUCGCUGUAAAUUUAGAAGAUGAUAAUUUUCUGGUACCUCUCUUGUGUUGGUUUGUGAAUUAAUCCAAUUUAUGAAGUCCUGCAUCUUGGAAGUUAUUAAUGUAAUGUAUUGUAUUGAUAAUUCAGGUGAAAAUAUUGAGAUCAGACUAUUUUGUCAUUAGUAGAUGUUUUUAUGGUCUUUGAUCCAAGCAGUGUCCACAUUGGGAAAAGGGGUUUUCAUUCAAAAGAUGUGUCUUUCACUUAAGGCCAUAAAAUGCAAUGAAUGCUCUUUGGAGUCCUGAUGUAAAAAUUUAUUAUUUUGUUAAUUCCUUUUAACUCCGUAAACCAUUCAAAAAUUUGUUUUUUCUGUGUACCUAAAAAAGUGGUAGAAUGGUUUACUUAAGUUUCGGUCCUAAGAAUCCUUUGUGUUAAGAUGUACUUUUUGCAUUCUUUCUUGUAAAAGCUGUUAUCAUUUUCUUUGCCAUGAGUUAGUUCAACUCUGAUGCUUCUUUGCUUUUUUUUAAGUUCAUGUAUAUGUCUUUGUUUUCUCUACCUUGUAAAAGUAAAUCAGUGUAUACAGUUACUCAGAUAAAGGAGGAAGAAAUAAAUAAAAACAAAACUGUUAAAAAUG